Messenger RNA from Clarias gariepinus (North African catfish), 1589 nucleotides. RefSeq lists its product as uncharacterized. The transcript is spliced from 2 exons. The coding region runs from base 1 to 1368 and encodes 455 amino acids. The record is from RefSeq and is a predicted model, not a curated record. Lineage: Eukaryota; Metazoa; Chordata; Actinopteri; Siluriformes; Clariidae.
AUGCGUAAUACGACGGAACACAGGUGUUCGGAGAGGACGUUGACCAGACUGAGCAGCGCGUUUUCUGCAUGUGGUGGCACAAGAAGACUACAGGAGAGUUUCAAUGUUGAGCACCCAUGUCGGUUCUGCUUAGCAAAGAAGAGUGAAAUCCAGGAGAAGGAGGUCUGUUCUGGAGCAUUUGAACUGAGAACCAAGCAGGAGCAUGACAGGCAAGUGGCUGAAGUGUUACACAAUGAGAAUUUGGUAAAGAAGUAUGGUGUGAAAGGGGGCUGUGUAUUAAGUGAAAGGUUAGAACAUUUUCACACAGUUGGUGGUUUUCCACCUGACAUAAUGCAUGACCUUAUGGAGGGUGUCAUCCCUAUUGAAAUGUCCUUGUGCAUUAAUGAUUUGGUCUCAAGGAAAUUAAUCUCUCUUGAAUCCCUGAAUCAAGCUAUCAAGCAGUUUCCUUACAAAUUCUCAGACAAAGUUGAUCAGCCUCAGAUCAUCCCAGGCACAUUUGCCUCCAAAGGUACUAUUGGGGGUAAUGCCCAUGAGAAUUGGGCACUUGUUAGACUUCUGCCCCUCAUGGUGGGCCUUAAUAUCCCUGAAAAUGAUAAAACAUGGGAAAUUGUUUUGCUUUUGAAAGAUAUUUUGGAAAUGACAUUGGCAUUCAAGUUCACUGAGGAUUCUCUUGAUUUUCUUGAUGCAAAGAUUGCAGAACACAGACAUUUACUUUUAACAGUCUUUCCUCAUUUCACAUUGCGCCCCAAACACCACUACAUUGAGCACUAUCCACAACUCAUAAGAAUGUAUGGACCACUAAGAGAUAUGUGGACAAUGCGGUUUGAGGGAAAACACAAAUUUUUCAAGCAGGUAAUCCAUGACACCAAAAACUUCAAAAAUGUUCCACAAACUUUAGCAGUUCGCCAUCAAAGGCUGCUGGCUUACUACAUUGACUCCCCCUCCUUUCUCAAGCCAUCCAUUGAGACAGAAAAGGUGACUGGUACUUUGAUUUCAACUUUCCCUGAGAACAUUCAGGAAUUCCUGAGAAAAACAUAUGCAGUUCAGAACACUGUCCUCACAGCAUCAUCUGUGAGCAUUGAUGGUAUCAAGUAUAAUCCAGAUAUGGUUUUAUCUGUUGGUACUUGUUCAGGUCUGCCUGAUUUCAGGCAGAUUUUCAAAAUUCUUGUCAUCACCAGUGAUGUUCUGUUUGUGUGUAAAGAUCUGACAUGUUGGUACAUUGAGCACCUCCGUUCUUUUGAACUUUGCAGUCAUGUGCUAUCACUGUCAAUCACCAAACUUUCAGAUCUGAAUGACCCAUUUCCUUUGCCAGCCUAUAAACUUCGGGGCAGGACCUAUGCUACACUCAAACAUUAUAUCAUAUGCUGAAUAAAUGAUAGUUUAGGUUUAAAGGGAAUUUACAAACCUAGUUAUUUACUUUCAUUCAGGAUUGGUAAUGACUAAAUACUACAUUAGGGAGAAAAGUCGUGGAAAACAGACAUUGCUUCUCAAGCUUCAGGAGAACACAAAAGCAUUAUAUAAUUUCAUUCAACUACAAUUGUUUGAAUAGUUUAUCAAUGGGUUUCUUGAGAAACAAACUGAAAUGUAAU